This is a messenger RNA of Ailuropoda melanoleuca (giant panda), 1386 nucleotides long. RefSeq names its product elongation factor 1-alpha, somatic form-like. NCBI's taxonomy places the organism in Eukaryota, Metazoa, Chordata, Mammalia, Carnivora, Ursidae. The coding region runs from base 1 to 1386 and encodes 461 amino acids. The record is from RefSeq and is a predicted model, not a curated record. The transcript has a single exon. Gene Ontology annotation, biological process: translational elongation. Gene Ontology annotation, molecular function: GTP binding; GTPase activity; translation elongation factor activity.
AUGGGAAAGGAAAAGACCCACAUCAACAUCGUGGUCAUCGGCCAUGUGGACUCCGGCAAGUCCACGACCACCGGCCACCUGAUCUACAAGUGCGGGGGCAUCGACAAGAGGACCAUCGAGAAGUUCGAGAAGGAGGCGGCCGAGAUGGGCAAAGGAUCCUUUAAGUACGCCUGGGUGUUGGACAAGCUGAAGGCAGAACGGGAGCGUGGCAUCACCAUCGACAUCUCCCUCUGGAAAUUCGAGACUGCCAAGUACUACAUCACCAUCAUCGAUGCCCCCGGGCACAGGGAUUUCAUCAAGAACAUGAUCACUGGCACCUCCCAGGCUGACUGUGCUGUGCUGAUCGUGGCUGGUGGCGUGGGAGAGUUUGAAGCCGGCAUCUCCAAGAACGGCCAGACCCGUGAGCAUGCCCUCCUGGCCUACACCCUGGGGGUGAAACAGCUCAUCAUUGGCGUCAACAAGAUGGACUCCACCGAGCCCCCCUACAGCCAGAAGAGAUACGAGGAAAUCACCAAGGAAGUCAGCACCUACAUCAAGAAAAUCGGCUACAACCCCGCCACCGUGGCCUUCGUGCCAAUCUCUGGCUGGCACGGAGACAACAUGCUGGAGCCCAGCACCAACAUGACCUGGUUCAAGGGCUGGAAGGUUGACCGUAAGGAGGGAAAUGCCAGUGGAGUUACCCUGCUGGAAGCUCUGGACUCGAUCAUCCCCCCGGCCCGCCCCACCGACAAGCCUCUGCGUCUGCCCCUGCAGGAUGUCUACAAGAUAGGAGGUAUUGGCACAGUGCCCGUGGGCCGAGUGGAAACUGGUAUCAUCAAGGCUGGCAUGGUGGUCACCUUUGCCCCCAGUAACGUCACCACUGAAGUGAAGUCUGUGGAGAUGCACCACGAGGCUCUGGUGGAGGCUCUCCCUGGUGACAACGUUGGCUUCAACGUAAAGAACGUGUCGGUGAAGGAUAUCCGAAGAGGGAACGUGGCUGGUGACAGCAAGAACGACCCCCCCAUGGAGGCCGGGAGCUUCACUGCCCAGGUCAUUAUCCUGAACCACCCUGGCCAGAUCAGCCAAGGGUAUGCGCCAGUGCUGGAUUGCCACACCGCCCACAUUGCCUGCAAGUUCGCAGAACUGAAGGAAAAGAUCGACAGACGAUCUGGCAAGAAACUGGAAGAGAACCCCAAGAACCUGAAGUCUGGUGACGCCGCCAUCGUGGAUAUGAUUCCCGGCAAACCCAUGUGUGUGGAGAGCUUCUCCAGCUACCCUCCCCUCGGACGCUUCGCUGUGCGCGACAUGAGGCAGACGGUGGCUGUUGGAGUUAUCAAGGCGGUCGAGAAGAAGGCGGCCACGGCUGGCAAAGUCACCAAGUCUGCAGUCAAGGCCAGUAAGAAGUAG